This is a messenger RNA of Cylicocyclus nassatus, 372 nucleotides long. The record is from the annotation of a GenBank genome assembly. NCBI's taxonomy places the organism in Eukaryota, Metazoa, Nematoda, Chromadorea, Rhabditida, Strongylidae.
AUGACUGAACUUGUCGAAGAGGGUGUAAACAAGGACGGAAUAUCAUUAUCUUUUAUCGUUUAUCUUUACGCACAUUAUGUGCACAUUAACAGACAGAAACCGAACGUAGAUAAGAGGUUCACCCAAAUCCUGCUCCAAGAGCAAUAUUUCAAGCGUUUUGUCUCCAAUCUGGGAGUUAAAGCCGUUAAAUACAAGCAACAAGGAAGACAAAACGCAGGAAAUGCAAUAUAUCAUUGUGGCGAUGGAGAUCAAAUUGUCGAACUCGAUUGUGGAUCGCAUGUGGAAACAAAGCUAUUGUGGGAAGCUUGUGUCGGUUUUUUGAGGGAAGUUACCUGGUUCGGUUUGCUAGCCAUGAGAGUCGAUGCUGCGUGA